ACUAAAUUCAGGACAAGACUUUCAUGUAGUUAAUAAUUAUCCUAACAUUAUGAGACCACACUUCCAACAUAACAAGAAUAUAUAAAGCAGUAUCCUGACGGGAAAACAAAGUCAUAAUACAACAGAAUGAAGAUCUCUGUGAGUGUUACGCUGUUGCUGCUGCUCGGCUCCGUCUCCACAAGUGAAGGUGUUGAAAUCCAGCCGGCUUCUACUCCAGAUAUCAACGCUGAGCUGAGAGAACUGACUGCCUCGUUGGUUCAACUGAAGGCGGACAUGACUACAGGUCAAGCACAGCAGAAGGCUGAAGCGGACAGGCUGAAGGCUGAAGUGGACAAGCAGAAGACUGAAGUGGACAGGCUGAAGCAACAAUUACAAGGUCAAGCAGAACUGAAGGCUGAAGUGGACAAGCAGAAGACUGAAGUGGACAGGCUGAAGCAACAACAGCAAGUCCGACAGGUUGCAUUCUCAGCCUCUCUGUAUGCUGGAGACCAAUCAGCAACUAUUGGACCCUUUAACACGUUCACUGCCCUGAUCUACAAACAUGUCCCCACCAACAUCGGAAAUGCCUACAACCCAACCACAGGUAUGUUCACUGCCCCGGUGAGAGGAGCGUACCACUUUGAGUGGACGGUCUAUGCACAUGGAGACGGCAGCCAUCCUUCAGGUGCUUGGUUGUUCAAGAACACAGAGAAAGUUUUCUAUGCACACGAGUAUCAGGCGGCCGGUAAGAUGAGUGCUUCUAAUGGUGCUACGCUGCUGCUGGAGGUGGGAGACAGCGUGUCUGUGCGUCCGAUGUUGUUCAGUAAGCUGUUUGAUGAUGUAGAUCACUACAACACCUUCAGUGGCCAUCUGCUGUUCCCCAUGUGAGACAGAAACAGCAGCUCUGUGAUAGUCACACAGGUUGUUGUUGUCUUAAACAAGUCAACUUUUAAAGUGGUUAAUGUUUCUGAUUAUCUCUUGUUUCUGUCAUUUUAAUUAAAGAAUAAACAUAUAUCAGAGCAAUUA
Perca flavescens (yellow perch) is the source of this 1005-nucleotide messenger RNA. RefSeq names its product complement C1q tumor necrosis factor-related protein 3-like. The record is from RefSeq and is a predicted model, not a curated record. Gene Ontology annotation, molecular function: protein binding. Bases 127 to 867 code for a protein of 246 amino acids. The transcript has 5 exons. NCBI's taxonomy places the organism in Eukaryota, Metazoa, Chordata, Actinopteri, Perciformes, Percidae.